Aplysia californica (California sea hare) is the source of this 1193-nucleotide messenger RNA. RefSeq names its product E3 ubiquitin-protein ligase RNF166. Bases 262 to 903 code for a protein of 213 amino acids. The transcript is spliced from 8 exons. Gene Ontology annotation, molecular function: ubiquitin protein ligase activity. The record is from RefSeq and is a predicted model, not a curated record. Lineage: Eukaryota; Metazoa; Mollusca; Gastropoda; Aplysiida; Aplysiidae. Gene Ontology annotation, biological process: protein polyubiquitination; ubiquitin-dependent protein catabolic process.
CAAUACGCUACACUUUGCACUAGACCUAGAAUCUAGAUCUAUGCACUUUGCUGUGGCUGCUGGCUAAAGGCCCUACUGGCUUCCAAGAACUUCAACUUGUCAGGAAGGAAGCCUUUUAUCUUGUCUGUGUAUUGUGUAUAAAAUCAAAAUACAGCAACAUCCAAGAGACGAGUCGAGUCUAUUUUUUGAGAAAUAAUAUUAAAACGAUGCCAUAUUAAAAUAAAUUGACUGUUGUUGACCACAAGGCUCCAAUUUCUUAAAAUGGAGACUGACUACCCUCAUGCUGCAGAAGAAGAAUUUGAAUGUGCUAUAUGUAUGGAUAGUUACAGUGAGCCACAUGUGUUACAUCCCUGCCGACACAGCUUUUGCCUUGCAUGUAUUCAACGGUUACAAGCAGAGAAAACAGUUACUAAAUGCCCCAAGUGUCGAUCUGUAGUUCAGCGCUGUGAUCCUGACGCAGAAAUAAAUGAAAGACUCUCCUGUCGCCUGCUUCAGUGUGGGGAUUGCAAGAUGGAUGUUUUGGCCCUGUACAUGAAGCAACACAGAAUGAUUUGCCCCUCGGCAAAAACUCAACAGGAACUAGCCAGAGUUUCACAGGCUGGAGCAAGCAGGGGUCCUGCGGUGAACAGAUCAACAUUUUCCUGUCCGUACUGUGGUGAAGCCAACUUACUGUGCUCUCAGCUGGUGGACCACUGCAAUACACAACACUGGAACAGCAAAAAAAAAGUGGUGUGCCCAGUCUGUGCCUCCAUGCCUUGGGGUGUUUCGAACAUGAAAAGUUCCAACUUUCUCCAGCACCUCAAUAUGCGACAUAAGUUUGAGUACGAAACCUAUGUGGACUUUGGACAAGACGAUGAUGCUAUGUUGCAGGCAGCAAUCCAGGCGUCAAUUCAGGAGAAUUAGGUGCUGAGGAGGACUACAUCUAUAUUGCUGCACAGCCAGCUGUGUGUGUCAUGCUCAUGGGUUAGGCUAGGAGAAGUUGACACUUUGAGCUUCACAUACUGUUUGGUAGUGUUUUUUUAAAUUGCCGAUGCGGUAAACCUACACACACUAGAGAGACCUUAAUCUUUAAUCUUUUUUUUAAACCACGGUAUUGUGACAUGAUUAAUUAAGAGAAAACUUUGAAUUUUCACUGCUCUAUUAGUCUUUUCUUAGCAUUGUUUGGCAAAGUCUUUUGUCUUGACAAAAAAAAA